Molecule: messenger RNA, 7652 nt
Organism: Vitis vinifera (wine grape)
Lineage: Eukaryota; Viridiplantae; Streptophyta; Magnoliopsida; Vitales; Vitaceae
Exons: 2
Coding region: 337-5970 (1877 amino acids)
Source: RefSeq, a predicted model, not a curated record
CCAACCUGGUGUCACACUACGUCUCACAUCACUCUUUCUCUUUCCUCUUUCUCUCUCUAAACCCCAAACCCUCGAAAGAUCUUCGUUUUCAGGAGAUCUAAACCAGGUACGCAAAUCUAAAUCGCCUACUGCCCUCUAUACAACGCAGAAAAGUGGGUUUCUCUCUAGAUUUUGUACUCUUUUCACAUGAUCGUUGGUUUUUUUUUUUUUUUUUAAAUUGAUUUGUGUAGUUAGGUUUUCCUGUGGGUCUUGAAUUAGGGUUUAUUAUGUUGGGUGGAUUUACUUUCCAGAGGACACUGUUUUGAUGGACUGGGUGUGAGCUCAGAUACUUCUGCUAUGGAUGAGAGUAAAGAUGUGGGUGGGAGUAGGGUUUUGGAGUCUGCAGUGACUGUGAGUGCACCAGGGCGUGGUGAGAUCCUGGUGGAGGAGUUGGGGGAUGAAACCCUAAUUGAGGAUUCUUUCUCUGAGGGAGGGGGGGAUGAGGGUAAUGGUGAGGAUAUAAUGGUGGAGGUGGUGGGUUCCGAUGUUUUUGUUGAUGGGGUUGGUGGGAAUUCGAAUGAUGAAUCGGGUUGGGGUGGAUUGGUUGUCGAGCCAGGGUUGGAGAAAGAUAUGAAGUUUUUGGAUGGUGGAGGUGCAGCUCAUGAUUUAGCUUCACAGGAAGUUGGGGACUUGGAUAGUGAGGUUUGGGAUCGGGGAAUAGGAACUGGGGUUGGUGAGUCUUCUGCGGUUGCAAGUUCACUUGGUGGAGAAGCCCAGGUUGCUGUUGCAGAGGAAGUUCUGGCAGGGGUGGUGGGUGAGGAGGAUAUGGAGGGAGGCAGGGAAUUGGUUGAUGGUAGUGUUAGUGUAGCUGGUGGUGAGGGAGAUAAAGCCCAGAAUCUAGGAACUGGAACUGAGGCCGAAGGUUCCUUAGCAGUUCAGGAAUCAGCUGGUGAAGAUACCAAAGUUGUCGAGAAGGAAGUUGCAUUGAGGAUUAGUGAGGAGGAAACUGACAGAGGAUUGGUUGGGAAGGGUGUGGAGAGAGUUAUGGCACCUGUUGAUGAAGGGGAGGAGGCAAUUGAUGGUUUGGUAUCGCGAAAAGUAGGUGUUUUGGAUAAAGUAUGGAAUCCUGGCAUUGAAACUGCUGUUGCAUCUUCUUCAGUGAUUGCAAAACCCUUGAGUGUGGGAGGCCAAGUUGAGGAGGGUUUGAAUCCUAAAUAUGAAGUUCGAGGUGCUGAUGCUUUGGCAAGAGUUUUAUCAUGUUCAGAAACAAGUCUAAUCUCCACUGGAGAGGGGGUUUCUGGAGGCACAGAAAAAGAUGGUGGUGUUUGUGCAAGCUCUGUUCUCUCUGAUGAACAAACCCAAGUCGUGGUUGGAGGGGAAAUUUCAGGAGAGAUAUUGUGUUCCAAAGUUGAAGUUAUGGAAACUGAUGCUUUUCAUGAGAGUUUACAAUGUGCCGUAGAAGAACAGCAGUUGGAGGCCAAGAUUGUGGUUGAGACCACUGAAAGUCACAGUGGUGCAACUGCAGAUUUGAUGUCCUUGUCUCAGUCGACUGAAGUUGGUGGUGGUGAAGCUGCUACGGUUGGCAACAGGGUUCUUUUAAACCCCAAAAUUGGUGCUCCUAACACAAAAGGUUUGAGUGAAAUUGUGCCUUCUUCAGAAAAUGAUCAAAAUUUGAAGGUUGAGGCAGAUCAUGGAAGCACAGAAAAUGUUGCCUGUAGUGGUGGAAUUUGCCACAUGAACACCAAGGAAGUUAUGAAUUCCAAAGAUAGUGUUAUGGGAGCUGAUGCUUUUGAUGGGGGUUUACAAUAUUCAUCCAAAGAUAAAAAAUUGAUGGACAAGACGGUGGAGAGUGGCACCAGAGACCAUAAUGACGCAUGUGUGAGUCCCGAUGAACGAACCCAGGUUGCUGAAAGAGGGAAAGCUUCACCUGUGCACAAUGAGAAGAUAUUGGACUCAAAAAUUGAAGUUGUGGGAAGUGAUGAUGCAGAUGGGAAAUGCUGUUCUCCUGAAAAAGAUCAAGAUAUGGAGGUUGUUGGGGGGAGUGGGAACACCAAUAUUGAUGUUGGUGUAUGUGUAGAUCCAGUAUCCUCCAGAGACCAAAUCCCAGUUGUUGGUACUGAAAUUUCGCAGUUGAACAAUAAAGAGAUUUCCAGUUCUCCAAUUGAAGUUUCAAAUACUGAUUCUUUGGAUAGGAUUUCAGCUUUUUCAGAAAAUAAUCAGAACUUGCAAGCUGAAACUGCUUCUGAAGGCAUGGUAGACAAUAGUGUAAGACUUGCAGAUUCAGAAGCCUUGGAUGGACAUACCCUCCUUGCUAAUGGAGAGGAAGUUGCAGCAAUGGACAUCAAGGAAGCAGCACCAAAUGAAGUUGAAUUGUCUGGGAAUGAUGCUUUGGUGGGGAAUUUGUGUUUGGUCAAGGAUCAGGAGCUAGUUGGUGCAAACGCUGAAAAUUUUGUAGAGGCUGAUGGUGACCAAGUGAAUAUUGCUGCAGAAGGUGAUAUUGCAGGAGUAGACCCCAUGGAUGUCUCAAGUCCUGAAAUAGAUGCCCCGAACGGAAAUUUAGCUUGUCCAGAAUCUGUUCCAUGUGCAGAUCCUGAAUCGAAUGGUGAACAGACCUGUAAGAUUGCUGUUGGUGAAGACACAGUUAUAGGUGAUGAGACUGUCUUGGACGUUCCAAAGACUGAUGUCCUGGAUGGUAAUUCAUCCUUCACAGAAAAUCAGAACUCAAAGGUUGAGACAGAUAGUGGAAGCACAGAAAAGAGGCUUUCCCAGACAGAUGCUGUAUCCUUCUCUGAAGGAACUCAGGUUGCUCUUGGAGGGGAAGUUGCUGCCAUGGAUGCUGAGGCAGUUUUAGAUUCCAAACCAGAAGAUAGGGGAGUGGAUGUUUUGGAUGGGGAUCUGUGUGGUCCAGAUGAAGUUAAUGCUCUGCAGGUGGACCCUGAAUUCAGUUGCAAACAAAGCCUAGUUGUUCAAGGAGACUCUAUAACAGUGGAGGAUGUAAAAAAUUCAUAUUCCAAAGCUGAAGUUCCUGAGUGUGAUGCUUUGAACAAGGAUUUAUCACUUUCAGAAAAAGAUCAAGAGUUGAAGACAGAGUCAGCACUUGGGAGCACAAAAAUGGAGGCUGGCACUCAUGUAGGUCCAUCUGGUCUUGGAACGGUUUCAGAUAGUUUGGAAGAGCAUACUUCUGUGCAACAUGAGAAAUUGGAGAUGGUUGUCCAGUCAGAUAAAAUUUUGGCUCAUGAGCUAGAUGGAGAUCAGAGUGUGAAUCCAUCUACUGUAGAAAAAAUGUCUGACCAAGUGUCUUGUGUUACAGCUAUUUCAAAUUCAGUUGUUGAGGUAGCUGUUGGAUCUCAAGGUGCAGUUAGCAUUUUCUCUUUUCAUGAUGAGAGUGAUACACUCUCCUCUUGCACUGCUGAUAUCAUCUGUGAUUUUCCAGGUGGAAAUCAAGGACCAGAGGUUCAUAUUGUCAGCAAUUAUGAUUCUUUACCUGAUGGAGAUGAUAGUAUGCGUAGUCAUGCCCAUGAUUUGGUAAUUUCUCCUGAAAUUGCAAAACAGGCUGUGGAAGCAAAAGACCAAUCCUUUAAUAUAGAUGAAGAUAAUAUUAUAGAUUCUGAUGUUCCUGAUACUAAGGUUUCUGAAUUUGGUGACAAUGAUGGCAUUGUGGGCAGCUUGGUAGUAGAUUUGGAUGCUGGUCCCAGAAGGGAUGGAAAUUGGAAUCUACAUGGUGAAAUUUCCAAGAAAAACAUUCCUUCUCUGGAUGAAUCUCACCAUGAAGAAGCUGAUUUUCAAGGAACAGUGGACAACUUAGGUUUUGAGAUGUCAGAAUGCUUAGAAGAGUCCACGGCUUUUGAUGAUGCCCAGGUUAUUUCAGAUGUAGGGCAAGAAACUGAAGCUGAAGGACAAGUUACUGACGCUGAACAGGUUUGUUUACAAGGAGGGCAAGAAAUAGGAGCUGAAGAACAGGGUACUGAUAAUGAACAGCAGAAAAGCUUAGAGGAGAAAACGGUGAAACGUGCUACUCUGAAGCCUGGAAACCUGAUAAGAGGACAUCAAGCUACUUAUCAGCUGCCACCAGAAAGUGAAGGUGAAUUUUCUGUCUCUGAUUUAGUCUGGGGUAAAGUUAGGAGCCAUCCCUGGUGGCCUGGACAGAUAUUUGAUCCUUCAGAUGCAUCAGAGAAGGCAAUGAAAUAUCACAAAAAGGAUUGCUUUUUGGUAGCCUAUUUUGGGGAUCGGACAUUUGCUUGGAACGAGGCAUCACUGUUAAAACCUUUUCGGACACAUUUCUCUCAGAUAGUGAAGCAAAGUAAUUCUGAGGUGUUCCAUAAUGCUGUUGAUUGUGCUUUAGAUGAGGUCUCCAGGCGGGUGGAGUUAGGGUUGGCUUGCUCUUGCAUACCAAAAGAUGACUAUGACGAGAUCAAAUGUCAGAUUGUUGAAAACACUGGGAUCCGGUCUGAAUCAAGUAGAAGAGAUGGUGUGGACAAAUCUGCAACUAUGAGUUUGUUGGAACCUGAUACAUUUGUAGAGUACAUAAAAGCAUUAGCUCAGUUCCCUUCUGGUGGGGCUGAUCAACUGGAACUUGUGAUUGCUAAGGCUCAACUGUUAGCUUUUUCCCGUUUAAAGGGCUAUCAUAGGCUGCCUGAGUUUCAGUAUUGUGGAGGACUGCAAGAAAAUGAUGCAGAUAUUUCAUGCUUCAAUGAAAUGAUGGAGCAUGAAACUGAUGUUUUGAUGGGUGAUGAUGGGAAGUUCAAAAUCCAAAACAGCUCUUCUCAUAAGCGCAAACACAAUUUAAAGGAUAGUGCAUAUCCUAGAAAAAAAGAAAGAAGCUUGUCAGAAUUAAUGAGUGGGAUGGCAUACUCCCCAGAUGAUGAAAACGAUUCAGAUGGGAAAGCUACAAGUAAACCGGUUUCAUCUUCUGGAAGGAAAAGGAAAGUUGUUGAUUCGUUUGGUAAUGACUUGGAGGUGCAAGAUAGGACUGAAAGUAUUUUCGUUGCAAAAGUUUCUAAUACUUCAGCUCCAAGUCCAAGGCAGUCUUUUAAGGUCGGUGACUGCAUUCGGAGAGCUGCGAGCCAACUGACCGGCUCUCCUUCAAUUUUGAAGUGUAGUGGUGAAAGACCUCAGAAGGUGGUAGAUGGAAGCAUUGGCAAACUUGGUGGGCCUGGAUCUGAUGUUUCAUUAAUGAGUCCUGAGGACCCUCAAAGGAUGAUCAUUCCUAUGGAAUAUCCAUCUCUAGAUGAGAUGUUGUCGCAACUUCGCUUGGCUGCACGAGAUCCAAUGAAAGGUUACAGUUUCCUGGAUACCAUUGUAAGUUUCUUCUCCGAAUUUAGGAAUUCAAUACUUCUAGGCCGGUAUUCUGGAAGGGAGAGUUUGACCAUGGACAAAGUAGCUGGUAAUAGAAGAAAGAAAUCAUCCCAACCUAUUGGAUCUCCUGAAGAGUUUGAAUUUGAAGAUAUGAAUGACACUUAUUGGACAGACAGGGUUAUCCAGAACACUUCUGAAGAGCAACCAGAGCAACCAGAGCAACCACCUCGCAGUGCUCGAAAGAGAAAAGAACCUCAGUUUGGCAGCACUGACCCUGAAAAAUCCCCUCAAUUAGGACGUAGGUCAUAUUCUAGGAAGCGAUAUUCUGAUGGCAAUCAUGAACUGGCAGUGGAGAAACCAGCCAACUAUGUUGAUGAGAAAGAGCGAGAAUUGUUGCCAGCUGAACUUAUACUGAACUUUCCUGAAGUAGAUUCUGUUCCUUCAGAAAUGAUUCUGAAUAAAAUGUUCAGGCGGUUUGGGCCUCUGAAGGAAUCUGAGACAGAAGUCGAUAGGGUGACCAGCCGUGCUAGAGUGGUUUUUAAGAGGUGUUCUGAUGCAGAAGUUGCUUUUAGUAGUGCUGGAAUGAUCAACAUUUUUGGACCAACGCAUGUUAAUUACCAGCUCAAUUAUUCUCCCUCAACGCUAUUUACACCUUUGCCCAUUGCAAUAGAACAAGACCAGGAUGUUGAAAGUUGACGUCUCACUCUGGGAAUUAAUCUGGUGUAGAUGUUUCAGGUGAGAGCCAAUGGUAUAAGAUAGUGGCAAGAUACAACGCCAGAUGAUGAAAGCUAUAGCAGCAUGCAACUGACUGAGCUGCUGAAGAAGGUAACAGCAUUUUUGUUCAUCUUGUUAUGUAUUUAUUUAUUUUGUUGUUCUUUCUGUUUCAUAUUUAACCAAGAAGCAUGAUGUUACAUCAUGUCAUGAAAUCUCACUUGUAUGCUUAGUUCCUUGUAUACUAAUGGCAAUGUACUAUGUAGUUUCUAAAUUCAACCGUGGAAGCAUGAUUCCUAAUACUGUUGGUGCUAAAUAGCAUGCAUGUCGUCUAAGGAUAUUAAUAUGUAUGUUUUAAUCAUAGUGAAGUUCCACUUUGUCCUUCAGCUGGUUUUUUGAAGCAUAAGCUAUUUAACAUUGGAAAUGAUAACAUUUGUUGAUGAAUGAGGAUUACAUUCAAGUAAGGCCCUUUAUUAGUUUUUUCAUGUGAUAUGUCUUUAUGAGCAUUACAAUCAUGCAAGAAAGUAGCACCGAACUUCCUCACCUGGCAUGGAUAGGUUUUCUCUUUCUUCUCUCUUUUGGAGUGCUUGAUAUUUCAGAGAGAGAGAGAGAGAGAGAGAGGGCAUCGGAUUAUUACCAAGCUCUACUGGUUGAUUUCACUUCAGAAAUGGGGAAAACUAUGGAAUAUACAAAAGAUCAUAACCAUUAGUGCUUCAAGGCUCACUGUGGUUAUUAGACAGAAAUGGGAGCAGGGAGGGGGCAGAAUUUUAAAGAUGGCUCCAUUCCAUAAACAUUUUUAUACAUUUUCCCUUUUCCUUUUCUUUGUUCUAUUUGUGAAACAAAUGGAGAGCAGGGCUAAUAGUUAAUUCAAAGAUACUAUUAGACAGAAUGAUAAGACAGUUAAAAAACUUGAAAGGUGUAUGUGAAGUUUACGCAGCCAUAACAUGUUCCAGUUUUUAUUGCUGUUAUAUGCACGUCACUGAAUCUUCAGCACACAGGGCCAACUGUUUAUUUAUAAAUGAUGUGUCUAAGAAAUAAAUUUUACAUUGUUAAAGUAAUACUACUGUGUGUGUGUUUUAGCUGGUCAUGUCUUUUAAGCAUCGAGCCCUUUGCUUAGCUUUCACAGGGACAUUGGUGGUCAUGUAUGAUAGUUAAUAGUAAUAAUAAAUAAUUAUUUACCAUUUUGGUUUAUAUGUUAUUCCAAUUUCUUUCUCUGAGGUGAAAUCAGAACACUCCAGUUGUUAUCUAUGGUGAUUACUGUUACAUAAUCAGUACAUUUUGGAACUUGGCAGGUGUUGUAUAUUGGGCUCAAGAGAUGGGAGUUGUUGGAUUUGUAAAAUCAUCGUAACCUUUGUAUUCUACCUUUUGUGUUUCAGAUUUAGGGUUGUAAUUUUAGUUGUGGCAAAAACCAACCUUGUGGUUGGUACUCAUCCUACUAUCUAUAUGAUAUGAAAGGUUGUCUCGCAACUUUGAAACUGGCCAUAAUAAUGCUCUUUUAGUUUCAAAAUCUGGGAGGUGAAGUUCAGCAUCCCCAAUUCUUGGACGAGUUGUUGACACAAUCAAAUGCCAUUCAUUCCUGUAAUAGACCAUUGAAACCCUGCAUGCUUUCUGAAGUGGUAUUUUGAAUUUGAGGCUUGGGCUAUAUUUUAUGCUCGAUAUUCAUACAA